GAGGGGGUGUAUUGAUUGAGUCAGGCACUUAAGCAGUUGGACAGCUCCAGUCUGUCUGUCUGACCAUGCACCUGGAGCUCGAGGCCCGGCCCGCAGCUCUACCGCGUUCCGUUCACACGCUAGUUCGGGAGAUUGUCGGUGAAACCCCGCCGGAGUGCCGCUGGGCAGGUUGAUAGGAGAGGAGAGGGGCGGGAACAGACACAGACAGCGGACAGCCAUUGCUUUUUGCUUUCACUGCUAAUAAAGCGUCUGUGCUGUGUAUCACCGGAACAACAGACAGCCCCGCGGCGGGAACCCUGCGCCGCUUCUUGUCUCCGUUUGUCUCCGUUUGUCUCUUGGACUGGGCGGAUUCUCCGUGAACAUGUCUCUCAUCGUGCUGCUGUCGCUGCCGGUCCUGUGUAGCAUCAUCAGCAGCUCCAGCGCUGCAUCCUCAGCAUCCCGGAAAUGUGAGGACAGCUUGGCCACUCCUCUCCCCUACAGCUCCUUCACCAGUUCAUCAGUGUUUGGCCGAGCAUAUGGAGCCGGUUACGCCAAACUCAACCGGAAACAAGGUGCUGGAGGAUGGUCGCCCUUGGUUACAGACCGUAACCAAUGGUUACAGGUGGACCUGGGUUCUAGGAAACAGGUUUUUACUAUAGUGACACAGGGUCGCUAUGGUAGCUCUGAUUGGACCAGCAAGUAUCGGUUGCUUUACAGUGAGACACAGAAAAACUGGAGGCCUUAUCUACAGGAUGGAAAUAUCUGGACAUUUGAGGGGAAUGUGAACAGUGAGGGUGUGGUUCGCCACGAGCUGCAGCACCCCAUCCUGGCUCGCUACAUUCGCUUCAUCCCAGUGGACUGGAGCAGGGAGGGACGCAUCGGAGUCCGCCUGGAGCUCUAUGGCUGCUCAUAUUGGGCAGAUGUGAUCAGUUUUGACGGCCAUGGUGUCAUCUCCUACCGCUUUAGGAGUAAGAAGAUGAAGAUUGCGAAGGAUGUCAUCUCUUUAAAGUUUCGAACCACAGCUGCAGACGGUGUCCUGGUCUAUGGAGAGGGACAACAGGGCGACUACAUUUCCCUGGAGCUGAGCAGGGCGAGGCUACAGCUCAGCAUCAACUUAGGCAGCAACCAAUAUGGUUCAAUUCAGGGUCACACCUCUGUGACCAGUGGGAGCUUACUGGAUGAUGACCACUGGCACUCAGUUGUCAUAGAGCGUUACCGCAGGAAUGUCAACUUCACUCUGGACCACCACACUCAGCAGUUCAGGACCAACGGAGAGUUUGACCACCUGGACCUGGACUACGAGAUCAAUUUUGGAGGGCUGCCAGUAUCAGUGAAGCCGAGCUCAGGAGGCAGAGAGAACUUCGUGGGCUGCAUGGAAGGAAUCACCUACAACGGAGACAACAUCACUAACCUGGUCCGCAGGAAAAAGGUGGACACGUCCAGCUUUCGUAACCUGACGUUCUCGUGCGCCGAGUCCAACUCAUUCUCCGUCUUCUUCAACUCCACGUCCUUCCUGCGGCUGCCAGGUCAGAGUGACGGCGACACCCUGUCCGUCAGCCUGUCUUUCAGGACAUGGAACCCCAACGGGCUGCUGAUGUUCACAGCGCUGGCUGACGGCUGGGUGGAGGUGGGACUGACGGAGGGCAAGGUCACCGUUUACAUGAAUGUGACACAGAAGAAGAACACACGUAUUGACAUCUCAUCAGGUUCAAGUCUGAACGAUGGCCAGUGGCACAGUGUCCAUCUGAAUGCACUGGAGAAUUAUGCUAUGCUGACAGUAGAUGGAGAUGAAGCGUCCACAGUCAGAACAGCCAUCCCCAUUCAGAUUCAGACUGGAGGAACCUACUUCUUUGGAGGCUACUUCCUGCACACUAACACCCGAUCACUUCAGCGCUCCUUCCAGGGAUGCAUGCAGAUGAUCCACAUCGACGACCAUCUAGCUGACCUCAGGGCUGUGGAACAGGGCCUCAUUGGAACCUUUGAAAACGUCAGCCUGGAUAUGUGUGCCAUCAUAGACAGGUGUGUCCCGAACCACUGCGAGCACGGUGGCCGCUGUUCUCAGACGUGGGACACGUUCAGCUGCAACUGUAGUGGCACUGGAUACACCGGAGCUACUUGCCACACCUCGAUGUAUCAGCAGUCCUGUGAGGAGUAUAAGCACCAGGGGAAAAGUUCAGGGAGCUAUUGGAUCGACCCAGAUGGCAGUGGGUCUGUCGCCCCCUUCAGAGUCAGCUGUGACAUGACAGAAGAAAAGGUCUGGACCACGCUGAAGAACAACCUGUCUCCUCAAACAUCAGUCAGCAGUGCAGACCAAGAGGGGAAGGCAGUGCUGCAGAUCACCUACAACGUGACUGAUGAACAGGUGCUGUCAGUCACCAGCAGUGCAGAGUACUGUGAACAGUAUGUAGCCUACGCCUGCAGGAUGUCUCGUCUGCUCAACACUCCAGAUGGCUCCCCGUUUACCUGGUGGGUAGGAAGAGCCAAUGAGAAGCACUCCUACUGGGGGGGCUCAGGGCCGGGCAUACAGAAGUGUUCCUGUGGUAUCGAACACAACUGUACUGACCCCAAACACUACUGCAACUGUGACGCUGACCUGCGCAGCUGGAGGGAGGAUGCAGGCCUGUUGGUAUAUAAAGACCAUCUGCCUGUCGGUCAGGUUGUGGUUGGUGAUACAAGCAGAGCUGGAUCUGAGGCCAAACUGACAAUCGGGCCACUCAAAUGCCGGGGGGACCGGAACUACUGGAGCGCAGCAUCCUUCACCAACCCUGCCUCCUACCUCCACUUCCCUUCCUUCAGAGGAGAAACCAGUACUGAUAUCUCCUUCUACUUUAAGACCUCCUCCACUCACGGAGUCUUCCUUGAGAACCUGGGAACCAGCGACUUCCUUCACAUUGAGCUCAGAGGCGGCUCUGUGGUCUCCUUCUCAUUUGAUGUGGGCAGUGAGCGGAUGGAGCUUAGUGUCCACUCGCCAGUGCCUCUGAACGAUGACCAAUGGCAUCGUGUGGAGGCUGAGAAGAACAUCAAGGAGGCUGUGCUGCAGCUUAACGGACAGUACAGGGAGGCCAGACCCACCCCCCCACAGGGACACACAAAACUGGACUUCUACAGUGACUUGUAUGUUGGUGCCUCGAGUGGUCAGAGGGGUUUCCUGGGCUGCAUGCGGGCUCUGAAGAUAAAUGGAGUGACCUUUGACCUGGAGGAGAGAGCAAAGGUGACUCCGGGGGUGAAUCCAGGCUGCCAGGGCCACUGCAGCAACUAUGGCAUGCACUGCAGGAGUGGAGGGAAGUGCGUGGAGCAGUACAACGGAUACUCGUGUGACUGCUCCCUCACUGCAUAUGAUGGACCCUUCUGCACAGACGAUGUCGGUGGCUACUUUGAGACGGGAACACUGGUGCGGUAUGACUUCCUGCCAGAGGCGGGUCCGUUUGCGUUGCGGGAGGUGAAGAGCCCGUCAGGUGUUGGUGUUCCUAAUGAGUCCAACCUGACUCAGGAGGAGCUGGUGUUCAGCUUCAGUACCUCCAGUGCUCCGAGCAUCCUGGUCUACAUCAGCUCCAGGACUCAGGACUAUGUGGCUGUGGUGCUCAGGCAUAAUGGCACUCUCCAGAUUCGCUACAGUCUCGGGGGGCUAACAGAACCUUACACCAUAGAUGUUGACCAUCGUAACAUGGCCAACGGACAGCCACACUCUGUCAACAUAACGAGGAACUUAAGAGAGAUUCGACUACAGCUCGACCACUACCCAGUGUCGACACACACCCUGCCUGAGGCCUCCGACACCCAGUUCAACUUGGUCAAAAGUAUCUUUCUCGGAAAGGUCUUUGAAACUGGACAGAUUGACCCGAUUCUUAUCGAGCGUUACAACACACCAGGCUUCGUGGGCUGUCUGUCAAGAGUUCAGUUUAACAGCGUGGCGCCGUUGAAAGCUGCGCUGCGCUCAGGCCUGGCAGCACCCGUCAGCACCCACGGGAUCCUGGUGCCGUCCAACUGUGGAGCCUCACCCCUCACCAUCUCCCCAAUGGCCUCAGCUAGUGACCCCUGGCACCUAGAAGCUGCUGGAGCUGUUUUCCCCUUCAACGAGGACAAGGCCAGUGAGGAUGGAGUGGAUCGCAACUCUGCCAUAAUUGGAGGUAUCAUCUCCAUGGUGAUCUUCACUGUCCUCUGCAUUAUGGUGUUUGUGAUCCGCAACAUGUUCCGUCAUAAAGGCUCCUACCACACCAAUGAAGCCAAGGGAGCCGAGUCGGCGGACUGUGCCGACGCAGCGAUCAUCGUCAAUGACCCGGCCUUCACCGAAACCAUAGACGAGAGCAAGAAGGAGUGGUUCAUCUGAGCCGCUCUCCACAACACGGACACAUGACGUUAGGAUGUAUGUAGUUUUCUAAGCAUAGGGAGUAGUAGUGAGGUCACCACCUUUGAAACCUCGAGGAUGUAGUGAGCGGUUUAUUCAAAAACUUUAUGGACAAUGGACACCAUGGCAUUACAGCGUGGGUAUUAAAGCACAGGGCAGAGCACUGCCUGGCAGAGCCCAUGUGUAUUUGCAAUGGACAGUGUGACAGGACGACAGUGCCAUUAAGUUACAGGCCUUGGAUGAGUGAGUGUGUUCAUUAGCUUUUAUUUGAGUAUUUCUUUCAUCAUUCGUCAUUUGAUUUCAAUUGAACUAAAUUUAUUUAUUUAUUUAUUCAUAUUUAAGCCGUUUUUUUCACCACAGUUGUUUAUUUGCGUUCAUUUUUAUAGAUGAAUAUCUUCAUGUCUUCGUGCUGGCAUUAAAGGUAAUGAUUAUUAACCUCUGUAGCAAUCCUGCCUUAUUUGACAUUUAUUUCAAUAAAGUCUGUGUGUGUGUGUGUGUGUGUACUGACAGGCUUGCUUGUCUGGGAAGGAGAUGUAGCCAGGUCUGCAUCAUUUGGACUCAGUGCGGGAAAGGAAGUGUCACACUUGUAUUUAUUUUUGCAUCUACAUAACUGAGUGUCUUUUAAUGACUUUGCAGAAGUGAUUGUUGAAACUUUAAUGACUGCAUCUUUUCUUUGACUGUUGCUGCCAAAUGAGUUCAGAGUUGAGUUCAGCUUUUGAAGAAUGAACCGAGUCCUGUCAGUCCACAGCUGCACUCACUUCUUCACUGCCUUUUGUUAGCAAUGCUAGUACAUUUGUCUAAGUGAUACCACAUACAAGGUUUGUUCACAUAAUUAAGAAACAUUUUUGAAAUCUUCUCGUGUGCCAUGUGACCUGGUGACAGAUAAGAUCACAUUCAAACUUGGUUCAUCCGCACAGAGACAGGUUUGGGAUGGGUUUAGAAGCAGGAGCAAAGUGCUCGCCUAGAUUUAUCACAAGGUUAAAAAACCCCAUCUCUACUACGUCCAGAGCUGUCUCAUUUAAUCAUUGUACUUUGUUAGCUAAGUGCCCAGCUAACAGUGAAGAUAAGCCCAGCUCAAACCUGAUAUCUGCUUUAUGAGGACAGAAACUAACAAUAACACACAUACAACCCACAAGUGUUCAAAAGUUGAGUGCGACUGAAGUUCAAAUUCAAAUUUGCACUGUUGUCCUCCUGUUGUUUUUAAAUAGAACUAAAUGUCACUCAAAUUUGAUAUAAACAGGAAACAUCCUGAGCAGCUCUAACACAGAAGAUUAGAAACAAAACAUUUUGUGGUGAAGACACACUAUAGGAAAUAAUCAGUAUCUGCACAUGUAAUUGAUGGAUCAGAACAGUGCAUGUGGUAUCAGAGGGGACCCUCUGCAGCCUUCUCAGGAGGCUGAGAUCAAGACAAGUCAACACCAGGACAGAAGAAACCUGAGUCUUGAGUACCACAGGCCUGGUUGGAAGGUGUAUUUUUAUCUAGGCUGGCAGUUUCCAGCUAGCUACAUGAACACGUUCUGGACCUGCAGUGUCUCUGUGCUGGAUGAGAGAUGAUGAAAUGACGUGAAGCUGACACUCAGCAUCUCAUCUGCCAGACGACACGGAACAAAUAAAACAUCGCCAAAAUGCUUGUUUCUCUUUCCUUUAAAGGGAUGUGAAGUUAUCGCACUCUAGGCUCCCUCACACUUUGCAUUUAACACAGUGUUUAGGAAAGAGAGAGUAACUGGUGGGGAUGAUACUGGUUUGGUCAGGCUUAGUAAAUCUGGAGUUAGGAUAGUGUGUCCAUGCUGAGGACUGAGGCCAGCUUCUUCCUGAUGGCUGAACGGACUCUGAGUUCAGGAUUCUUCUCAAAUCUGAACUGUGUCUUUGUUUUUAUCAAGUGGAAUGAUGAUUCUGCAGAAGAAUGUUUGUUAACCACAUACAGAACUAUGGCUUACAUCCUGACAUUUGAUUGUAUUGCAUUUGUAUUCCUUUGACUGCGCUGCAGUGUAACGGCAUGCUGUUUGACACUGAAUGACACACUUCUGUUUGAUAAGCCACUGUAGCAUCACAUCGCUUUUUCUUCAUGUUAUAUGUAUAAAACUUUGCCUAACUGUUCUGUU
Messenger RNA from Larimichthys crocea (large yellow croaker), 6426 nucleotides. It is a transcript of the gene cntnap2b, whose product is annotated as contactin associated protein 2b. Bases 362 to 4306 code for a protein of 1314 amino acids. Lineage: Eukaryota; Metazoa; Chordata; Actinopteri; Sciaenidae. The transcript is spliced from 25 exons. The record is from RefSeq and is a predicted model, not a curated record.